GGAGAAACAAGCACACCAAGAAGAUCGCCGUUCCUACCAAGACGAAACUGAAGAAAGACCCUGGCAUCCCGCGCCUGCCCGACCUCAAAGUGCGCAAUGCCGAGAAAGAGCGCAUCAGACUGUCGCCCACCCUCCACCGCGCCGACCCGGACACGCCCAUGGCCUCCGAGCCGACGCUCUCCUCGCUCGCGCAGCUCGCCGCCCACGCCGAACCCAACCCCGACGACCCCUCCGCCUCUGGUGCGAACGCGGGCAAGACGAAGGAGCAGCUGAGAAGACACCACCUCCGCGCGCUGCACAAGGUGAUCGACCAGAGCGACAUCGUCGUCCUCGUGCUCGACGCGCGCGACCCGGAGGGGUGCCGCAGCCGGCUCGUCGAGGAGGAGGUGCGGCGGCGCGAGAGCGAGGGCAAGAAGCUCGUCUUCGUGCUGAACAAGAUCGACCUCGUCCCGCGCGAGAACGCGCAACAGUGGCUGCGCUACCUGCGGCACACGACGCCGACGCUGCCCUUCCGCUGCGCGCCCUCCACGCAGCGCAGCAACCUGUCCACCGCGACGGCGCCCGCGCUGCUGCGCCUGCUCAAGGCGUACAAGCCGCACGCGCAGAGCCUCACCGUCGGCGUCGUGGGCUACCCGAACGUCGGGAAGAGCAGCCUCAUCAACUCGCUCAAGCGGUCCAAGGCGUGCGGCGUCGCGGCGCAGCCGGGGCACACGCGGGAGCUGCAGAGCGUGCAGCUCGAGCGCGGGCUGCGCAUCGUCGACUCGCCCGGCGUCGUCUUCGACGACGACGACGACGACUGGGAUGAUAACGGCAAGGGCACGGGCAGGAAGGGGAGCGUGCUCCUCCGGAACGUCGUCAAGGUCGAGGACGUGGAGGAUCCGAUCGCCGUCGUGGAGGAGAUUGUAGCGAGGACGGAGAAGGAGACGUUGCAGAAGAUAUACAACCUCCCGCCGUUCGGCUCGACGCUCGAGUUCCUCACCAUGCUCGCGAUGACCACGGGGCGGCUGCUCAAGGGCGGCACCCCCGACCUCCUCGCCACCGCGCGCCACGUCCUCACGGACUGGAACCACCAAAAGAUCCCGUACUGCACGCGGCCGCCCGCGGUGCACCCGUCGCUGCUCCCCUCCAAAGACGGGGACGGGCAGGUCGCGCGGGGCGCGGAGAGCGUGGGCGAGGCGAAGAUCGUGGGCGCGUUCGCGCCGGCGUUCACCAUCGAGGGCCUGUUCGGCCAGGCGGACCGGGGCGCGUGGGAGGACGCGGAGAUGCAGGUCGAGGAGGCGGCGGGGGCGGGGGCGGGGGCGGGGAUGGAGGAGGACGGCGCCGCGAUGGAAGCGGACGAGCCCGCUCCCGCUGCGCUGCAGCGCAAACGCCCGCGCUCGCGCUCGCGCUCCCCGCCCCCGUCGCCUUCCAUGGUAGACUCGGAGACGGAGACGGUCCCGCGCGCGCCGAAGCGCCUCCGGCGGUCGAAGGACGUGGGCGACGGGCACGCGGCGAUGGCGGGGCGCAACCCGCUGAGCCGGCGGGUGCUGAAGCGCGAGGCGAAGAAGAGCAGGCGG
Messenger RNA from Gloeophyllum trabeum ATCC 11539, 1556 nucleotides. Its product is annotated as P-loop containing nucleoside triphosphate hydrolase protein. The transcript is spliced from 9 exons. The record is from RefSeq and is a predicted model, not a curated record. The annotation marks the transcript as partial. Gene Ontology annotation, molecular function: GTP binding. NCBI's taxonomy places the organism in Eukaryota, Fungi, Basidiomycota, Agaricomycetes, Gloeophyllales, Gloeophyllaceae. Gene Ontology annotation, cellular component: nucleolus.